Molecule: messenger RNA, 996 nt
Organism: Talaromyces stipitatus ATCC 10500
Lineage: Eukaryota; Fungi; Ascomycota; Eurotiomycetes; Eurotiales; Trichocomaceae
Exons: 3
Coding region: 1-996 (331 amino acids)
Source: RefSeq, a predicted model, not a curated record
AUGGCGCGUAAAGGCCCUGGUACAGACGGCCCUCUACAGACAGCCCUUCUGGAAUCCACGUCUGCAGCCACAACAAGAGCUUCUGAAGGACAGAAGAUCUUCAGCCCCAUAGCUGCAUUCCUUGAUAAACACCGCAGCCAAACCACCGGCCUUGCUCCUCACCUACUGAGAGCCCUCACCGCUCUAAGCGAUGACCUCGCCUCGGUAGCUCAACAACAUUUCAAUGCCUAUAUCAGCGGUAUCUCGACAACCUCCAUCCUACCUGCUCUGUCUCCUUCCCCUUCCUCUUCCCCCACCCUAAAUCCCUUACCCCCUUCACCCCCUCCCUCACGUCCCCCCUCAGGUCUUAACCAGUCAACUUAUGCGACUAUUACCCAAUAUGCCCCGGUCAAAUUAACUCCCACCACUCACCCUAAAGCCUCCGUCAAAAAGCCUAUGCCUCUGGUGAAACAACCCCUUCCUGACAACCGGCUCUUCAUACGCCUCCCAGCUGACCAUGCAGCUAGAAAAAUGGAAGCCUACGCCAUCUACUCUAGCCUACGGUCUCAACUAAACUCAAACAGUUCAGCACUAAAAGAAGUUCAAGCCACAAAGACUGGCUUUGCACUAUGUCCCUCAUCUCCAGAAGCCCUCCUAGCCCUUGAGGCCCAAAAAGAGAUUAUCUCUGCAUUCUUUGUUAACUGCCAGAUAGAACGCAGCUCCCGAUGGGUCUCGUACCGAGUCACCAAUGUGCCAAGGAAAAUUGGCCAAAUCUUGGAUGAAAUCAGUGAAACUACAGGGCUCAAGCUUAUAUCUAUCAGCGAGACCGCUACAAGUGCCGCCAACCCUGCACUAUCACCAAUGCUCGUCACCUCUCUAAGAGAACAACAGUUACCCAAUGCACACAAUGCUAGAAAUGGCAUAAUGCACAAUCCUGUGCCCGCCCCCCUCGAUGCCGGCUCUGCGGCUCCUCAGAGCAUACUGAACAGGAACAUGUCAACCGCUGCACAGCCCUAG